AUGUCCUUUGCCGAGACUGUAGUGAGUACUACUUUUGCUAGAGAUAUUGCUGGUGGAAGUGCCUCAAGAACUUUAAAUACGGCUGCUAGCAGCACACCAAGCUUAACACAGAUAACAGUGGUAGGAACUGGCCGCACCCAAGACACUAGCACAACUGCGCCUGAUGCAAAGGUGUACAAAGGUUAUGUUAAUCCGCAUGAAGCAACGUCUGUUUUGCCCACACGACUGGAAGAAGGAACAGUAUCCAGACCUUCUCAACUAGAGGAGAGAGUGAAAAAGCAAAGGAAAAUAUUGAUUGAAUUGGCUCAAGAUAUCCAUCAUGGAUCCAAGGUGAGCAAGUUA
Messenger RNA from Porites lobata, 342 nucleotides. The record is from the annotation of a GenBank genome assembly. NCBI's taxonomy places the organism in Eukaryota, Metazoa, Cnidaria, Anthozoa, Scleractinia, Poritidae.